This is a messenger RNA of Lactuca saligna, 2652 nucleotides long. NCBI's taxonomy places the organism in Eukaryota, Viridiplantae, Streptophyta, Magnoliopsida, Asterales, Asteraceae. The record is from the annotation of a GenBank genome assembly.
AUGCCGGUUUGGAAUUUAAGUGAAGCACGAGGACGGAUGAUCAGUGAAGCAGAAGUUCGUCUUCAAUAUGGUGAUCAUCCGACCAUGUUUUGCAUGCUAUUAAACCAUGGUGGAAAGUUUACUGAUUUUCCUGGAAGGAAGUAUGUAAACGGAAAGAGACAUUACGUUGAGUUAAUAGACAUCGAGACUUUCUGUGUUCACGAUAUUGAUGACAUGAUGGUGAAACUUGGGUAUAUCGAUGAAAAUCUACAUGUGGAGAUGUACUAUCAUUUUCGAAGGCCACUAUGCGAUUUGGAUUUUGGCUUGUUUGCUUUAGCUUCAGAUGAUGAUGUAAGGCAUUUAGCAAAAUAUGUUGGCCAGCAUAAGCUAAUAGAGGUGUAUACAGAGCACGGGCAAACGAAAUUACACACAUACUCGAUGUCACCAAACCCAUCUAAGGUACGUAUAGUUGAGAUUGAUUGUACCCCAAAAAGAUUGUUUUUGGAAUGGCAUGAUACACAAGUUGAGCCUAAUGAUGUGUUGACAUUUGAGCCUAAUAGAAACAACCCUCCUGUUUCACCUACUAGAAAUGAGCCUUCAAUUGACAAGGUGGACAUGGUAAGUGAUAAUGCAAACAUCAUGGAAACUGAAAUUGAACAUAGUAGUGAUGAUAAUAGCAGUGGUGAUGAGAUCAACAGUGGUGAUGAUAGUGAGAGUCAAGAUGGUGACUUUCUUGUGGACGAAGACAAUAUCAUUGAUGAUGUUGAAGUUGACAUGAGAGAAUUCCACUUGAAUGUUGACCCAGAUGUUGAGUGGAUUGGAGGUGCUUCUAAAAGAAAGAAUCAUGUAGUUACAGAAGAUGGGAAUGAAGCAGACCUUGAAGUUAUAGAUAUGGAACUUUUCUUGUCCGACUCUUCAUCGGAUGAUGGGAUCGAAGGAGAAAGAAACAAAAAGAUUAAAGCUAUUAGAAGGGCGCAUGAGAACGAAAAUGCUCAAGGGAACCAUAACAAGCCUAGGUGGUGGGACCGUCAAGAAGUAGUCAAUGAAGAAGGUAAGUGUCCUUGGGUUCUUUUAGCCAGUAAGUGGAAACGUGACAAGGAUUGGACAGUUAAAACAUAUGUUAGUGAACAUAAAUGUCUUCAAACAAGAAAGGUUAGGGCUUGUGAUUACAAGUUUCUUUCAAAGCAAAUUCUACAACUGGUGGAAGCAAACCCAAAAAUUCCAGUCAAGGCUUUAAGGGAACAACUUCAACUGCAGACUCAAAACCCAGACACCACUAUCAAGCUUGAUGUCGAAAGUGAACCAAAUCCUGAUGUUGAGACAAGAACCUUCAGACGCGUGUACGUGUGCCUUGGUGCUUUGAAGCAAGGAUUUGCAGCAGGGAAGAGGGAUUUUCUUGGGGUAGACGGGGCUUUCAUGAAAGGACCUUUCCAUGGUCAAAUUUUAUCUGCUGUGGCUUUAGAUGGGAAUAAUGGAAUAUAUCCUUUAGCAUAUGCUGUGGUUGAAGCUGAGACACUGAACUCUUGGACAUGGUUUUUAACUCACUUGGGUGAUGACCUAGGGUUGGCUUCAAAUUCAAAUUUUACAUUUAUAUCAGACAGGCAAAAGGGUUUAAGUUCUGCCAUCGCAGAUUUGUUUCCUUGUGCAGAGCACCGUUAUUGUGUUCGCCACAUACACGAAAAUAUGAGGUCACGUUGGAGAGGGGAUAAGUUUAAAGAACUGCUUUGGAAUUGUUCAACAACAUAUACUGUGCAAGAGUUUGAAAAAGAAAUGGAAGAAGUUAGAAAAUUAAACCAAGAAUGUUAUGAGUGGCUUAAACAAAUACCACCUCAACAUUGGGCACGUUCUCAUUUUACAGGGAGAGCACAUUCUGAUAUUGUGAUAAACAACAUAUGCGAGUGCUUUAAUAGCAAAAUAAUAGACGGACGUGACACACCAAUUAUCAAUUGCUUAGAGUUCAUCCGGGAGUACAUCAUGAAGAGGAUUGUGAAUGUUGAAAAAGAAAUUGACAAAGCAACAGGCCCUUUGACUCCAACAGCUACCAAGCUAUUGCAAAAGAUCAAAGAUCAGGCAGAGGAGUAUACAACAUCAUUUUGUGGAAAUGGGAAGUACCAAGUGAGUGGACCUUGGCAAGAUCAGUGUGUAGUGAAUGUGAAUCAACGAACCUGUUCAUGCAAGAAGUGGGAAAUAACUGGAAUGCCAUGCAAACAUGCUGUAUCUGCAAUCUGGGACAUGAGGAGAAAUAAUGGUGCAAUUGGUAUUCCAGAAACCUUUGUUCAUGAAUGUUAUUGGCUAUCAACCUGGAGGAACAUGUACUCUUUCAAAGUGGAUCCGAUAAAUGGUAGAAGAAUGUGGAUUAAGUCACCUUGUCCAACUACUUUGUUGCCUCCAAAACACCGUGUCCCAAUAGGAAGACCAAAAAAGAAACGAAGGAAGUCAGCUACAGAAAAAGAGGAUAUGAUCAAAGGGAAUACAGUUUCUAGAGCACAAAAAACUGUUACAUGUACCAAAUGUAACAACAAAGGACACAAUGCCAGGACUUGCAAAGGGCAGUUACCAACUGUUGGGAAGAAGGGAAAAAAGAAGAAUGAGAAAGGAAAAGAGAAGGAUAAAGGAAAAGAGAAUGAGAAAGGAAAACAGAAGAAGAAAGGAAAAGAGAAGGAUCCAUUGUAA